Molecule: messenger RNA, 2908 nt
Organism: Coturnix japonica (Japanese quail)
Lineage: Eukaryota; Metazoa; Chordata; Aves; Galliformes; Phasianidae
Gene: OMD
Product: osteomodulin
Molecular function (GO): protein binding
Source: RefSeq, a predicted model, not a curated record
AGAAGAGGGACUAAAGCUAUUAUUUUGCUUUGCCUUCCCACAAGGCUCCUCACCACAAACUAUGGUUUAGAGACAUCUUUUGUCCCUCCAGCUGUGUUAUGCUAUUGCUCAGAUGAUUUCACCAGCACACCAAGCUGCUCCCCUCUACAACUUGAGCUUUCCAGACUUCCAAGGAGUAACUUUAUUGGUAAACAAGAAUAAAAAGAACCAGUUGUGUUAUCUUUGCAGUGAGGAGUAACUCAUGCAUCUUAUGGUAGAGGUACAAAUUUAAGUAUGGGGAUCCUGAUUCAGCUAUCAGUCAUUUCCCUUCUCUGGACCACUACAGUAUUUUGCCAAUACGAAGACUAUGAUUUUGGGGACGAAUACGAUGAGCCAGAUCAUCAACAUCCAUAUUAUUUUAACUCUAAUCCAAGUGCACAAGCUGAAGUUCCUCACUUUCCUUUUCCAGUUCAGUGUGCCAGAGAAUGCUUUUGUCCACCAGAAUUUCCACUAUCAAUGUAUUGUGACCAUCGUAAACUAAAAACAAUACCAAACAUCCCUGCUCACGUUCAACAACUCUAUCUGCAAAACAACGAUAUUGAAGCUGUACCUGCAGGACCAUUCACUAACGUUACCUUUUUAAGAGAAAUUAAUCUGAGCUACAACAAAAUUAAAUUUCAUCUGAUUGAUCACGGUGUUUUUGCCAAAUUGUCAAACUUAGUGCAGCUUCAUUUACAGCAUAACGAAUUAGAUGAAUUUCCAUUCCCUCUUCCCAGCUCUCUGGAGAGACUCCUCCUUGGUUUCAAUAAGAUUUCUCAGUUACCUGGAAUUGCAUUGGAUGGAUUACCAAACAUAACCAUGCUUGACCUUUGCAAUAAUUUUCUUGAUGAUUCAGCACUCAAAGGAAAUCACUUUUCAGUCAUGAACAACUUAAUGCAGCUGAACCUGUGCAACAACAAACUACAGACUAUGCCUCCUAACCUGCCGUCGUCACUUAUGUAUCUCUCUCUUGAAAACAACUCAAUUUCUUAUAUUCCAGAAAACUAUUUCAGCAAACUCCCCAAAAUCAUCGCCUUAAGAAUGUCUCACAAUAACCUGCAGAACAUUCCACGCAACACCUUUAUUAAUCUACCAAACCUUAUGGAACUUAACCUUGGACAUAACAAAUUGAAACAAGUAUUCUAUAUUCCAAGAAGUCUGCAGCAUUUGUAUAUUGAAGACAAUGACAUUGAAAUGAUAAAUGUUACUUUGAUGUGUCCCUCUAUUGAUCCAAUGAACAUCAACCAGUUAACCUACAUACGGGUGGACCAAAAUAAGCUAACAGCUCCAAUCAGCACAUAUGCCUUCUUUUGCUUCCCUCUCGUUAGAACCAUUUAUUACGGUGAACAAAACAGUAAUGCCAGCAAGUCAACACAAAUCAGAACACCGGUGUUACGACGACUUUUAACACCAGAAGAGUAUGAUGAAAUAGAGGAUGAUCACGAAACACGCGAUCAAGAAACUGAGGAAGAGCACGAAGCAGAAAACAAUUAUUUUUAUCCUCACUUCUGGUGAAAUAAUCAUUGUUAAUGAGUAUAUAUAGACAUUUUUCCUUGCCUGCGGAGUAUUCAUGCCCAUUUUAGAACAGUUAAAUAUUUUGGGAUCAUUCAGUUAUAAUCUAUAAAGUGGAGAUAGAAUUUUAGUAUACAUAAACAUGUACUAUAUCAUAGGCAACUCAACUGUCCUUUCCUCUGCACCCACACUUUGUUUUUUUCCUUUCACGUGUGUAGCGACCGUGAAGAUAUGGUACACAUUCAUAAACAUUUAGAUUCAGAUUUGCAGAAUCUAUCUUCCUUGGUUAAAAAAAAUGAAAAAUCAAUUAACAUUUAUCAACCUCAAGGACCCUCUGGCUUCACAUAGGAACAUAUAAAUAUAUUCAAUAUAGUUUUAAAACUCUUUAAAAUUUUAAUGGACAUUAUAUAUGCAAAUAUAAAUAUUAGCAUCUGUAACUUUUAUAGUUUUAUUAACAUAAACAUAGUAUAUUAACUGUAGAUCUUAAUCUCUUUCAGUUUUUAAGUGAAGAGCACACAAUCAAAAUUAAGACACUUUUUUGAGGACUUUCAGCCUUAAAAAGAGCACUAUUCAACUAUAGUAGGUGUAUUAUAUGCAUACACAUAUAUAAGAUCAGAAACUGCUUUGCUUUAUUUUUCAAAGUUGCAUUAAAGACAAAGCUUUAGCAAUUAGUUGCAUUUUUUUCUUGAAGUUUUAAAGAUAAGCCAAUAAAUAUAGCUCUAAAGUCUUAACUAUUCACGUAUCAUGAGUGAGCUCAAUGUAAAACUCCUCCAAACUGUCUACAUCAAAUUCUGAGGCAAUUAGUAGUACAGCCCAUCAGGUACAUCCCUAAGUAUACACAUCUACUGGUUUGUUGCAUCCAAAAAGAACCAAGUUCAAGUACUUUUAAGAGAUCUGUGAUACAAAUCAAAAUACAUUGACUUGGCCUUAUCAGAAGAUUCACUUGAAAAAAUGUACUCCUGAUCCUAAUUAAAAUACCAGCAGAAACAUGACCAGAAAACACAGUAACUGAUGAACAUAGAAUUUCAGCUUUGGACUAACUGUUCAGAAAGAACUGUGCUUUCCAAGUCUUAUCCUCGUAAACAAAGAUGGAACUUUCUUGAAAUCUAAGCUAAGUACUACUCACAGUCCACAGUAAUUAGCAAGGCUUUAUUAGAGUGCAGCAGAUACCUACUGAAGAUUUUGGUACCUAUGUAAACCUAUAGAGAAAAUCUCAUGAAUGUCUGGAAAAACAUUCAGUUACAACUUAGCUUUUGAUUACAAAACCAAAGCUCUCAGAGCUACAUGUCUGACAAACAUUUUUUUUUCUACUGUCUAUACUGUAAAAUACAGUUAUAAUCAAAAAAAGCACAAUAAAGUAACAAUAGUUCCAACCCAA